This is a messenger RNA of Seriola dumerili (greater amberjack), 763 nucleotides long. It is a transcript of the gene carhsp1, whose product is annotated as calcium regulated heat stable protein 1. Gene Ontology annotation, cellular component: cytoplasm. NCBI's taxonomy places the organism in Eukaryota, Metazoa, Chordata, Actinopteri, Carangiformes, Carangidae. Gene Ontology annotation, molecular function: mRNA 3'-UTR binding. The transcript is spliced from 5 exons. The record is from RefSeq and is a predicted model, not a curated record. The coding region runs from base 247 to 738 and encodes 163 amino acids. Gene Ontology annotation, biological process: regulation of mRNA stability.
GUGAGGGAGAGAAAGUAUUUACGCUGCUUUGACUCUUGGAUAGUGAACCUCAUCACUGAACAGCGGUGGCACAAACUAAACGGACUCAACUAAAACUCCUCUUAAAGUUUACGUUUUGCUUUGUUGGACGCGUUUUCUUCGAGUCGAGAAGUUGGUGGAAACAAGGUGUUUCACUUCACAACCUCUGCUGAGUGACCCCUCCCCCCUCCUUCCUCCCCACACACACUGACUCCGACGUCCUCCGUGAUGUCCUCUCAGGCCACGCCCAUCCAGGGGUCAAGACCUGUGACCCCUCCGCUGAAUUCUGCAGGAUCCAUGCGCUCUCCGGUGUCACUUGGUAAAGAGUCCCUGCAGCCUCCAGUCUGCAGACACAGAGACCGCUCGCCUUCCCCCAUGAGAGGCUACCUCAUCCCCAGCCCUCUGCCCACCCGCAGAAACAGGACCUGCUCAGCGACGGCUCGAGCAUCGGAGGGUCCCGUGUAUACUGGUGUGUGUAAAUAUUUUUCCCGCUCCAAAGGCCAUGGCUUCAUCACGCCAUCGGACGGGGGCAACGACAUCUUUGUCCACAUCUCAGACAUUGAGGGCGAGUAUGUGCCGGUGGAAGGCGACGAGAUGAGCUACAAGGUUUGCUCCAUCCCCCCCAAACACGAGAAGGUCCAGGCGGUGGAGGUGACCAUAACCCAUCUCAACCCGGGAACCAAACACGAGACCUGGUCAGGACACGUUGUCAGCAGCUGAAUGCUGACCCUCACAGGGGGUGGGG